This is a messenger RNA of Gymnogyps californianus (California condor), 1726 nucleotides long. RefSeq names its product adipogenin (gene ADIG). NCBI's taxonomy places the organism in Eukaryota, Metazoa, Chordata, Aves, Accipitriformes, Cathartidae. The record is from RefSeq and is a predicted model, not a curated record. Gene Ontology annotation, biological process: fat cell differentiation. The transcript is spliced from 3 exons. The coding region runs from base 1 to 687 and encodes 228 amino acids.
AUGAAGUAUCCUCUGGUUCCUUUGGUGAAUGAUCUGACCUUUCCUCUUCUUUUCUUCUGGUUUUGUUUGCCAUUUGUAAUGCUGUUGAUCAUAAUGAUUAUCUGGCUACAGCUUCUACUUAAUGAAGCACAGAUGCCCAGUGCAGAAGAAAUAAAGAAACAAUCUUCUGAUGAGCCUGAUUCUGACUCUAAAUUUGAGGAUGAACCAACAGAGGAAGAAAACCAGAAUAACACAUCCAGUACAGAAAUGCAAGAGGAGGUGCAAUCCAGUGGAUCUGUGGGAAAACUGAGGCCCAAGCCUGCUUAUCUGAGUUCAAAUCCAAAAAGCCAAAAGCAAAGUCUUUCUGCUGUAAUCUCAGACAGCUGGUCUCAGAGCCAGGAGAUAAGAUAUUCCCACAUUGAGAAGAGCAAUUUCUGUAAGAUCAUGAUGCUGUUGUGCACCAUGCUUUCUUCUCUCAUCUGGAACUUUGUCUGCCAGUUGCUCCAGAUCUCUAAUGUCCUGAGGAUUCAACUGCUGCCAUCCUCUCUGACUAUCUGCAUGGCUCAGCUGUUCGUUUUGCUGGGUGAAAAAGUUGUGAAAAUCCUGGGCUCCCUGAGGCUGGAGAGCAGAGGGCUGUUGGCUUCAGUCUUGGGGAGGAAACUGGAACAGAGUGAUGAAGCUCAGAGAACCACCUCAGGGUGGAAAUAAAGCAGGUAGUCCCACAACCAUUAGCAGCAAUCCUCCUCAGCAUCAGUGAGAGCUACUGCAGCAUGGCAGAGGGAGGUUGAUUCUCUGAAAAGGAAGCUUACUCAAGACUAAGUCGACACGCACUCGGGUCACAACAGCUAUUUUCAGAGUGAACAGUAUUGACUGGCUAAAUAUUAAAUGGAUGACAGCAGCCAGCCUCUUGUCCAGUGCUUGGGUGCGUACCCUGCUCCCCUCCCACUUUACAGAGGGAUGAGUUCCUUUUUUAUAUGGACCAAACACAGUGAUACUCUCUGUUCACUACUACUAAUUGUUGAUUUCAAACAAAUAAGAUCAAGGCAACAGCUCUCAGUAGCGGUUCUUACUGGAGCUUAAAUGCAGUACAGCCUAGUGAUUGUUUUACUCAUACUGCAGUUAGCACUCUUCUGAUCUCCAACUUGUCAGUUCUCAAAGUACGAAACAAUUUUUCAACACUCAGGUCUAACAAAUGAAAUGAGCCUACCUCCAAUAUACAAGAAAUAAUUAAGCAUUUAGCAGGUACUGAGCAUGAAUUUCCUUCAUUUCUGCCCAGGAUAUGCUUUUUCAGCACAGCUGACAGGCUAAUACAAGGUUAGAUUACAGCCCGAAGAGGCACUCGCCAACAACUUGAUUUAACCAGUUGGUGGGACUGGGAUGAGCCAUAAUUUUGUGGCUUAAGGGUUUAUCCAGUCGUCGGGCUAUGAACAGAACAGCUGUUUGCUCCUGGUGUUGAUGCACACGUUCAACAAACUCAUUUUUAAAGAGGACCUGAAUUAGGAAGUCGCAUCCCAAAAAGCACAUUGCCGCUUGUGAAAAAUGUUUGUCUCUGCUCCUGAAGUAACCAUGUCUCUCUGGAGUCUUGCAUGGGCAGACUGUGUAACAGUUACACUAGCCUGCACUAAUUAUGAAGUAUGCCUUGUUCAUGUUUACUUGUCUUUCCCUCCCCAUCCCCUGAACUCCGCAUGUCCAAAUAUUUGUCCAGAGCAACAUGCUCUUAAAUAAAACUUGUUUGUCCAUGUCUUUA